UGGAAUAGUUUCAAGCAAUAUCGUUAAGACCUGUUCAGGUGUUGGUAAAAUGGAAUUAAACGAAAUAAGAAGGGAUCCUUCACAGCCGCUGAACGCUGUUCGUAUCGCCGCGAAUGGUGUCCCCGGCGCUCCCAAUGCUCCCAAACCUCAAGACUUCAUUCCUCCUCCCGUGCACCAUCACGGACAUCGUCAUAAACGGAGAUGGUACCAUUUCUGCUACGAUAAAGAAAAGAAAACCGUUUGCGACAGAACUUGCGCUAGCUGGCUGGCUAUAUUGGCUUACUCUAUUUUCUACAUCAUAUUUUUGUGCGUGUACACAUUGAUUUUUCUUUAUGCGUCCCUGUGUAUCAUUAAAAGUCUCCAAGUUUAUAAUACGGAGCCUGCACCCUUCAUCUUAUAUGACGGGCCUAGUAAUAUAGGCUUAACUGCCAUACCGACUGCUGUGAAUUAUAAAAUGUCGCUUAUUUCGUACAAGGAUAAUGAUUAUGUGAAAUACAUCGAAACUCUGGGAAAUACCGUCAGUAAAAGACAAUCGGAGGUAAUCAAGCAGCUCGGACCUUGCGGAGUAGCACCUUUUGGGUACGGAGACACGCCUUGUGUUCUUGUAAAAAUAAACAAACAUUAUGGCUCCAGCGCGUUACCUCUGAGACCAGGAAGUCUUAAUUCCAGCGACAUUCCGCCUACGAUAAAGCCAUGGGCAAGCAUGGCUUCCAAGCUUUGGUUGCAAUGUAGCGGCAUUAGUCCUCAUGAUACGGAACAUAUGGGCACAGUGAAGUACUACCCGGACCCUCCAGGAUUCGACCCAGGGACAUAUUCUCCGAGCAACGGCUCCGAUACAGGUCUAAUAGGAGUGCAAUUGUCUAAUUUUACAAAGGGACUGGCUUUGUCGAUUGAGUGUAGUUUGUAUUACGAAGGCGGUAAAUCUACGGUGGAUUUUGUGCUUUACGUUAGCAAUUCAAAAACAGUAGCAUAAGAAUUAAUUUAGGUUCUUGUAACACAAACAUUAUGUAGAUAUACGCCAAAUUUAGCUUUCGUUAUUCCUACCCGUUACUAUACUGGGUACGUAGCCGAAUGGCACAAACGCUCACGAAACGAAACGCUCGUAGAUAUCUAUCUCUAUCGCUCUCACGUAUUGGCGCGACAGAGCCAGACUACCUUUCGCGGCGUU
Molecule: messenger RNA, 1168 nt
Organism: Leguminivora glycinivorella
Lineage: Eukaryota; Metazoa; Arthropoda; Insecta; Lepidoptera; Tortricidae
Product: probable sodium/potassium-transporting ATPase subunit beta-3
Exons: 1
Coding region: 50-973 (307 amino acids)
Biological process (GO): intracellular potassium ion homeostasis; intracellular sodium ion homeostasis; potassium ion import across plasma membrane
Cellular component (GO): sodium:potassium-exchanging ATPase complex
Molecular function (GO): ATPase activator activity
Source: RefSeq, a predicted model, not a curated record